CUCUCUCUCUCUCCGUCUGUCUGUCUCUCCGCAGAUCUCCAGCUCCUGCUGACCGUCCCUGUCCUCCUGGCCGCGCUCUGCGCCGCAGCCCCGGCGGAGCAGCUCGACACCUCGGGGGACGAGAUGAUGCAGGACACCAGCGGGGAGCAGAAGCGCCACAAGCCGCAGGAGAUCGCGAUUGCGGACCUCCUGCUGAGGAGCAUCACGAGGCUGCGGGAUGAGCAGUUUCAAAAGGACUUUGGAGAACCAGUGAAGAACAUGACGAAUUAUGAACAUGUGAGGAGGGAAAUGCCUUUAAUCAGGUCAGAAGACAGGUGCCGACACAAGAACUUCAGUGCACCAAGAUGCCUGAAGCAGAUUUAUGCUGUUUUAAGGAUAUAUGAAGGACACUUGGGCUACUUAGAGAAAGACAACCUAACUUCAGCUCGUCUCCCAGAUGUCAAACAUUGGACCUUCAGCCUAGUACAGUUCAUCAGAACCAAAAUGUCCAGUCCAGAAGACACAGACGUCCAGUCCAGCUCCAGCUCACUAAAGGAGGAAUCAGCCUGGAUGAAGAAGAUUUACACUCACUCCAUUCUCUACAACUUUACCUCCUUCCUGAUUGACGCCAACAGAGCGUUGAAACACAUGAACGAUAAAGGCUACGACUACGUCAAAACGGAAAAUAAAGGGCCAAAAUGGCCCUUAGAGAAGCACCAACACUGGUAGUAAUAUAUUAUAUAUAUUACUGUAAUAUUAAGGGGUGUAACUGGCCACAGAUCAACUGUGAUCCAUACGGAUCGUGCAGAACCACGACGCAGAUACAGAUCACAAAUGAUGUAAAACACUAAACACAAAAUGAAUGAUGUGUUUAACUUUUAUUUAUAUAAGUAAUAAUA
Astyanax mexicanus (Mexican tetra) is the source of this 878-nucleotide messenger RNA. RefSeq names its product interleukin 6 (interferon, beta 2) (gene il6). Gene Ontology annotation, biological process: myeloid cell development; T-helper 17 cell lineage commitment; macrophage differentiation. Gene Ontology annotation, molecular function: interleukin-6 receptor binding; cytokine activity. The record is from RefSeq and is a predicted model, not a curated record. The coding region runs from base 124 to 708 and encodes 194 amino acids. The transcript has 4 exons. Gene Ontology annotation, cellular component: extracellular region. Lineage: Eukaryota; Metazoa; Chordata; Actinopteri; Characiformes; Acestrorhamphidae.